Messenger RNA from Penicillium cosmopolitanum, 1662 nucleotides. RefSeq names its product oligosaccharide translocation protein RFT1. Gene Ontology annotation, cellular component: endoplasmic reticulum membrane. The record is from RefSeq and is a predicted model, not a curated record. Gene Ontology annotation, biological process: dolichol-linked oligosaccharide biosynthetic process; glycolipid translocation. The transcript has 2 exons. NCBI's taxonomy places the organism in Eukaryota, Fungi, Ascomycota, Eurotiomycetes, Eurotiales, Aspergillaceae. Bases 1 to 1662 code for a protein of 553 amino acids.
AUGGGGCGUGCCGGUCAAACACCAGCCGGCCAUGGCAAUCAAAAUGAAAAAGAAAUUGACAAAACCAGCGGCGAUGGUAAUCGAAAUGUGCUUCGGUCCUCCGCCACUGGUACCACCUUUCUCAUCAUGAUCCAAUUGGCGUCGAGAAUCUUUACCUUCGCCUCCAACCAGCUGAUAUUGCGAACAUUGUCACCUAUCGUGCUGGGCAUAGCCGCUCAACUUGAACUUUUCCAAGUGACCAUUCUCUAUUUCUCUAGAGAAAGCAUCCGGAUGGCCAUUCAAAGACAGCCCUUGGCAUCCAGCCCAUCUUCUAGCACCAACGACAAAGACAAAGACAAAGACAAUCGAGACACAGAUAAUGACAAGCAAUCUCUUGCCUCUCAGUCAGUUGUCAAUGUGUCUUAUCUGAGCCUAUUUCUCGGUGUGAUCUUUACAACCGGGUUGACCUGGUUUUACAAACAUUUCGCUCCCGAACAAGCGCACUCAACCCCCUUUUUCAAUCAAAGUGUGACGGUGACGGGUCUCGCUUCUCUGUUGGAAUUGACCAUUGAACCAUUCUUUGCGGUUGUUCAACAACGCAUGUGGUAUGAGAAACGGGCUGCUGUCGAACUUCCAGCCGCUUUCUUGAAAAGUCUUGUGACUUGUUCUACGUUUUUCUACGCCUCUCGUCAAGGCCAUGAUGUCGGCUCUUUGCCCUUUGCGCUUGGGUAUCUGGCCUACUCGAUAACUCUCAUUUUUGGAUACUACUGGUCGUUGCUGUGGACUCCGUUCACAAGGCGGUUCUCGUUUCUUCUUUCUGGGGUAGAAUCUAGCAACAAUUCAGAAUACAUCUCCGGUCUAUUCUCUCGCCGCUUAACCUUUUUAGCGGCAACUCUCUUUUUCCAAUCAUUGGUCAAACACCUCCUCACUCAAGGGGACUCGAUGAUGCUAGCUGCAAUGUCCAGCUUAGAGGAUCAAGGAAUAUACUCCCUAGCAUCCAACUACGGCGGCUUAAUUGCGAGGAUCAUCUUCCAGCCACUGGAAGAAAGCAGUAGGAAUUUAUUUUCCGCACUGCUGAGUCAAGACGGGCCUAACAGCAAACGAACCGAUGUUCAACUCCGCACCGCGAAAGGUCAACUUGUCACCAUUCUGAGAGCCUACCAACUUCUCUCAGCCCUCAUCUUACCAAUUGGUCCCAUCAUGGUUCCGACAGUCCUCACCAUCCUUGGCGGUCGUCAAUGGGCUUCGCCGAAAGUGGCCGACUUACUAUCGUUGUAUUGUUACUAUAUUCCCUUCCUGGCUUUCAACGGCAUCACUGAGGCGUUUGUUUCAUCUGCUGCCAAUCCAUCCGAGAUUCGCACUCAGACGGGUUGGAUGGGUGCUUUUUCUGCUUGCUAUGCCCUGGCUGCGUAUCUCUUUCUUGAGGUCGGGUCUCUAGGUGCUUAUGGGCUUGUACUUGCGAAUAUUGUGAACAUGGCUGUCCGAACACUUUGGAGCUAUUGUUUCAUUCGAGGCUUCUUCCGCAAAAAUGGGAGCAGUCUGGGUAUAAUUGAGAUCAGUAUGAAGCCUGCUGCUUAUAUUCUUUCUGCUUUGGCUACGGUGGCGAGUCAAGUGGUGCCGAGUUUACAUGCGAAAAUCAUCCCGGCAAUUGCGUUUAGCGGUGUCUACGCACUUCUGAUGUGA